Molecule: messenger RNA, 3407 nt
Organism: Choloepus didactylus (southern two-toed sloth)
Lineage: Eukaryota; Metazoa; Chordata; Mammalia; Pilosa; Megalonychidae
Gene: MMP25
Product: matrix metallopeptidase 25
Exons: 10
Coding region: 141-1832 (563 amino acids)
Biological process (GO): collagen catabolic process; proteolysis; extracellular matrix organization
Cellular component (GO): extracellular matrix
Molecular function (GO): metalloendopeptidase activity; zinc ion binding
Source: RefSeq, a predicted model, not a curated record
CGCAGCCCCUGCCAAUUCCCGCGAGCGCGCGCCGUCUCUCUCCCCUACCGACCCCGCGCGCUCCAUCCGGGCCCUGCCCUCCGCGCGGGCCCCCAGCAGGCCCCCUUGGAGCCCCGCGGGCUGCCCCGGCUGCCGCUGCUAUGCGGGCGCUAAGGCUCCGGCUCCUGGCGGGGCUGUUCCUGCUGCUGCCGCCACCCGCGCGCGCCCCGGAGCCCGCGGCGCAGGACGUGAGCCUGGGCGUGGACUGGCUGACCCGCUACGGCUACCUGCCGCCGCCCGACCCCGCCCAGGCCCAGCUGCAGAGCCGCGCGCAGCUGCGGGACGCCGUCAAGGUCAUGCAGCGGUUCGCGGGGCUGCCCGAGACGGGCGUCAUGGACGCGAAGACCAUCGCCACCAUGCACAAGCCCCGCUGCUCCCUGCCCGACGUGCUGGGCGUCGCGGGGCUGGUGAGGCGGCGCCGCAGGUACGCGCUGAGUGGCAGCGCAUGGAAGAAACGAACGCUGACCUGGAGUGUCCGCUCGUUCCCCCAGAGCUCAGAGCUGAAGCAGGACACCGUGCGGACCCUCAUGCACCUGGCUCUGCAUACCUGGGGCGUCGAGUCCGGCCUCAGUUUCCGGGAGGUGGAUGCUGGGGACCCCACAGAGCCCGACAUCCUCAUCGACUUUGCCAGGGCCUACCACCAGGACAGCUACCCCUUUGACGGCCUGGGGGGCACCCUGGCCCAUGCCUUCUUCCCGGGCGAGCACCCAAUCUCCGGGGACACUCACUUCGAUGAUGAGGAGACCUGGACUUUUGGGUCCAGAGACGGCGAGGGGACCGACCUGUUCGCCGUGGCCGUGCAUGAGUUCGGCCAUGCCCUGGGCCUGGGCCACUCCUCAGCCCCCAACUCCAUCAUGAGGCCCUUCUACCAGGGCCCCGUGGGUGAUCCCAACAAAUACCGCCUGUCCCAGGACGACCGCGACGGCCUACAGCAGCUCUAUGGGAAGGUGCCCCAAACCCCAAAUGAAGAGCCCACGAGGAAGCCCCUGCCCCCACCUCCCCAGCCCCCGGCCCUGCCCCCAGACAGCCCCUGGGGCUCCAUCCCUGAUCGCUGUGAGGGCAAUUUCGACGCCAUCGCCAACAUCCGUGGCGAAAUCUUUUUCUUCAAAGGCCCCUGGUUCUGGCGCCUCCAGCCCUCGGGGCAGCUGGUGUCCCCGCGGCCCGCGCGCCUGCACCGCUUCUGGGAGGGGCUGCCCACCCAGGUGAGGGUCGUGCAGGCCGCCUACGCCCGGCCCCUCGACGGCCGCAUCCUCCUCUUCAGCGGCCCCCAGUUCUGGGUGUUCAAGGACCGGCAGCUGGAGGGCGCCCCGCGGCCACUCACGGAGUUGGGGCUGCCCCCGGGCGAGGAGGUGGACGCCGUGUUCUCCUGGCCGCUGAACGGGAAGACGUACCUGGUCCGGGGCCAGCGCUACUGGCGCUACGACGAAGCGGCCGCGCGCCCGGACCCCGGCUACCCGCGCGACCUGGGGCUCUGGGAAGGGGCGCCCGACGCCCCCGACGACGCCACGGUCAGCAACGCAGGGGACACCUACUUCUUCAAGGGCGUUCACUACUGGCGGUUUCCCAAGGGCACAGUCGCAGCGGAGCCGGACUCGCCCCACCCCAUGGGGCCCAAGUGGCUGGACUGCCCCGUCCCCAGCGCUGGCGUGCCCAGACCCCAGCCGUCCAAAACCCCUCGCCAGCCAGGCUCCUGCAACUGUCCGUGUGGGAUCAACGAGGCCGCGGGGCUGCCGUCCCUGCCCCUCCUGCUGCCCCUCCUGCCCCUGCUCGUGGGGGACAUCGCCUCCCCCUGAGGGGGGCACGUGCUGGGCAGAACGGCCCCCAUCCGGAAGGGGGGCCGGGGUCUCCCACCACUGAACCUGGUGGGGACUGUCAUCGCCACCCUCUGUUCCCAGAGCCGGGGCUCCCCUUGGUUCUGCGCGGCGCCCCAAGGACCCCCAGCCCUUAGAAGGGGGGGGCUCUGCCCCUGUCCCUGCCCGUGGGUGUGUAGCGGCCCCACCCUCCCGAAGCCGGUCACCAGGGGUGCCGCACCGAGCCCCGAGCCUCCCCUGGACCUGCCUGUCCCACCCGAGCCCUCGCAGCAUGGACCCAGCCCUAACGGGGGGCAGCGGGGAGGGAGAGCCCCCCACUCCCACGGGGCACCGUCCUCUGGAGCAGCGACACCUCUCGGCCCUGCCCACCUGCCACCAUGGCUGACUGGGUCAAGAAUGAGCCCCUUCCCCGAUGGCAUGAUCCAGAAAUUUCCAAGCCCAGCCCCACUCCCCACCCCUGAAGCUUCUUACCCUGUCCUGCUCCCACCACGUCCCAGUGCAGUCGUGCCCCUGACCCAGCCCUGAGACCCCCUGAGCACCAAUAUACCCUGCAUCCUGGGUGCAGUCAGCGGCCACACUGACGACGGUUGACCUGAAAGCAGUGAACUCUCUGGUCGCCCCCACCCGGCGCCAAGCAGUCUGGUGGCCUCCCUGACCCAGCACCGUCCCUGAAGCCUCACCUCCAAGAGGGCACCCUCCUAUCCCCAAGGAACCUCCCAGGGCCGUCCACACUGUCUGCAGCCUCCUGCAAGGAGGUCCAGCUGCACCCCAGGACGUUGCCUCCUUGGCACUCCGGGCGACCCUGGUUCUCCGAGGGGUGGGAGUUUACCCGACUCUCCGGAGCUACCUCCUCCCUCACCCCACCCCCACUUCGCUGAGCUCAGGACCUGCCCUCCCAUCUGCUGAAGGAGUCCAGGAGCUAAGUCAAUGCCUCCGGAACAUUCCACAUCAGAAUCAUUCAGGGAACUUAAAAAUGCAGAUUCCAAAACCUCACCUCUGACUCCCUGAAUCCUCUCUCUGGGGAUGGGGCCAGGAAUCUGCAUUUUAACAAGGGCGGUGCACUGGGUGCCCCGAUGGACAAGGGAGCUGGGGACAAGCAGCCCGUGUCCCUGUGUCCUGGCAUUUCUGGAUCCCUGCCCUCUGACCCCAGGGGUGGGUCCUCACCGUAAAGGAGCCAGGCUGAGCCUCGGGUGCUGGGGACCCCUCGCCCCACCCCAGGAUGGAGCCGGGUGGUGGGUUCCACUCAGCCUCAGGGGACUGCUGCUUCCCGGGCUGAGGGUGCCGGUGGUGGCUCCUGUGGCCGGGGAAGUGCCCCCGGUGGACCACGACCGCUGGCCAGUACCGGCCAGAAGCCAGGCAGUGGACCUCCCUCAGGUUCCUUUCCAAAUAGUGUAUGAGGACAGAAAACUGAUGCGGGCACUGAAAAUGAUUAGAGUAAAAGCCCUUUUUCCUUCUGAGCACUGAUGGGGUUGGUUGACCUGGGUGGGGUUAGAUUGGUGACAGGAGCCAGACAGAGCCGAGUCCCUUUUUUGGUAGCAGUUAGAACCUGGGGUCCCU